Messenger RNA from Olea europaea var. sylvestris, 1278 nucleotides. RefSeq lists its product as uncharacterized. The transcript is spliced from 2 exons. Bases 145 to 1068 code for a protein of 307 amino acids. The record is from RefSeq and is a predicted model, not a curated record. NCBI's taxonomy places the organism in Eukaryota, Viridiplantae, Streptophyta, Magnoliopsida, Lamiales, Oleaceae.
AAUUGCUCUUUCCUAUCUAGUCCCUGUCCCUCCUCGUCUGUGCCGUCUCCCCAUCUCUGCAACCCUCUGCAAAAAACCCCCUAAAUCAACUUACUGAAAGGAUAUCCUGAUUAACUACAAGAAAUUUAUAACAUUGGCUGAGCAAUGACCAACACCUGCAUUGCUAGAUUCAGUGACAUUAGCAGAGCAGCAGUACCUCUUCCUCGGGGAAGGAAGUUCAGAAUUAUAUUCCUAAGAACAUUUUCAACAUGUGCUUCAUCUUUUAUUUCUCCUUCCACACUGUUCAAUUAUCCAUCCUCAGCUUUAGUCUUGAAUGCCCGCCUCACUCCAUCAGAUGCCCCCCAACGCUCUGACGAAUGGUUUGCUCUUCGCAAGGACAAGCUAACAACAAGCACCUUCAGCACUGCUUUGGGCUUCUGGAAAGGCAAUCGUCGAUACGAACUCUGGCACGAGAAAGUAUUUGCAUCAAAUGCAGUAGAAGCUUCUAAAAAUGGUGCCAUGGAAUGGGGAGUUCUCAAUGAAGCAGCUGCAAUAGAGAAGUACAAAAGCAUCACUGGUCGUGAUGUGAGUUCCUUAGGAUUUGCAAUCCAUUCUAAGGAGCGAUUCGAUUGGAUUGGUGCUUCCCCAGAUGGACUACUCGGAUGCUUUCCGAGGGGCGGGAUUUUAGAAGUAAAGUGCCCUUUUAACAAAGGGAAGCCUGAGAUGGGAUUACCAUGGUCAACUAUGCCAUUUUAUUACAUGCCUCAGGUGCAGGGUCAAAUGGAGAUAAUGGACAGAGAUUGGGUUGAUUUGUAUUGUUGGACACCAAACGGUAGCACAAUUUUUCGGGUCUGGAGAGAGCGCAGCUACUGGGAAUUGAUGCAAGGUAUUUUACGUGAGUUUUGGUGGGAAAAUGUGGUUCCGGCCCGAGAAGCCCUUUUGUUGGGACAGGAGGAACAAGCCAAGUUGUACAAACCAACAUCAACUCACAGACAGACAGGACUCGUAAUUGCUAGAAGCAUAAAAUUAGCCAACGAAGCAAAAUUGCUGUGCAAGGAGAUUGCUGGCUACGUGGAGUUUUACCAGUGAUACAAAUGAAACGAAAUGAAAGGUCAACUGACCAACACAUUUUCGAAUCUAUGACUAAUAGGCUUCGAUUCACAGUGUAUUUUUUUUAUUUUUUUAUUUUUCCCAUUCUGUAUUUUUACAAUGUUCCAAAGCCUGAUGACAUUAUCGUUCCGAGGAAGGGACCGAUUCUUCAUUUUGUCGAUGAAAUUGUAGUGAUCCCUAUUGUUUUAA